GCCGUCCGAAACGCUUGCAUAACAAUAAUACGAAACGCGCGCUACAGCUUUUGUGCACAAUUUUGGGAGAGAACAAAAUAUUCGACGUUUUCAAUCGAACAAAAUUUUAGAGUUAUUGUUACGUGCGUGUGACCCGAUUCACAUCAAAUCCGAGACAAUGAAAGGCUUUAUUACUGCAGGCCUUCUCCUGUCGAGUCUUCUGCUGGUUUCCUGCGAGGACGAUAAAUGGAAAUGGAAGGAUAAUAAACGUUCGAACGCGAGAUACGCGACCCACGAGGAAGAUGAGGAGUUGUUCAAUGAACCAGGUUUCUUAGGACCUAAUAGACCAGGUUUUGGAGGACCUCAGCCCGAUUACAGACCUCAGCCAGGAUUCAGACCGCAACCUGAUUUCAGACCUCAACCUGAUUUCAGACCACAGCCUGAUUUCAGACCUCAGCCUGGAUUCAUAGGAGAUAGACCUGACUAUGGAAAUGGCGGUUACGGAGGAGCAAUUCGUCCGCCAAUUGAUGAGUUUCCUUCGGGCGGACCUCAGCGUCCACCUGUCAGAAGGUUCGACACAUGCACGUGCACCGAGAAAUUCAAUUGUCAAAGCCCAGGACUCUCCUAUGGACAUUGCGACGUUGGAAAAUCGUAUUGCUGCUUUAAUAAACACGGUGGAUUGGACGUUGGGCCAGCGCCAAGCAAGAACACCCAUCAUCCGGAAAACGGUAUCCUUGUUGGUCCCGGUGCCGGUGGUAAACCAGGUUUCGGAAGACCCGGAAGACCGCAAAUAGGAUACGGCGGUAUUCGUGAACCAGGUUACAACGGAAUUCGCGAACCUGGUUUCGGAGGAAUCCGUGAGCCAGGAUACGGACACGGCGGAAUUGGUGGUCAAGGUUUAUUAGUUGGACCAGGAGGACCAACUGGUAUUAUCGGUAGACCUGGAUCAAGGCCUAGUUACUCUUUGAACAAUGGAUUAUUGGUGGGUCCAGGAGGACCACGCGAUGGACCGUACGGACCCAACUACUACAAGAAGAGUAGCAACUAGAGGAGAAAGACUGCCAACAUUAGUAUUUACAGUU
Nicrophorus vespilloides is the source of this 1061-nucleotide messenger RNA. Its product is annotated as translation initiation factor IF-2-like. Bases 158 to 1027 code for a protein of 289 amino acids. The transcript is spliced from 5 exons. The record is from RefSeq and is a predicted model, not a curated record. Lineage: Eukaryota; Metazoa; Arthropoda; Insecta; Coleoptera; Silphidae.